AUGGCUUCCACGAGGGCAUCGACUGAUGACCAGCAUGAGCCCACAUCAUCUGAGCUGGACAAGAAUCAAAAGAGGAAACUCCGUAACCGUCUCUCCCAGCGCGCCUUUCGUCGAAGACAAGCCGAGUAUCUCAGGGAUCUGAGGAAUCGAGCCGAAGCCUCGCAGAAGCCAGACAAUGAGAGAGUCGUCGAGCUCGAAGAGGAGAAUGGCCGUCUACGUGCUCACAUCACCGAGCUACAGUCGCGGUUGGAAGGUGUACAAGUCACGCUUCAGAUGAUAGCUUCAUCAUCUUCCAAGAUUCUUGGUCGAUCUGAGAGUUCUCUGCCUCGUCAACCACGGAUCGAAGAGAGAGACUCGGAACAGGAAGAGAACGAGCCAUCAAGGGACGAAUCUAUUACUGCUGAUAAAGCACAGUCUGACUCAACCCCUUGGCCACCCUUUUCUUCUGCUGCCCUCGAAGCUAUCCAAAUCCCUGACCUGUCCUUCCCAACCGACGUCGAUUCCACCAUCGAAAUUCCAAUCAGUGAUUCCGUUCAAGCAAGAUCCAACCUGAUACGCGACGUCAUGGGCAGCGUAGGCCCAAUCGACCCGAACCUAUCCAAGUCCCCCCUACAGCUGCAGAGAAUACCGAAUAUCUGGAACUUUAAUUAUCAGAUGGGCAGCCAGUCAUACAUCGAUGCCAUCGAGUCUUGUGCGUCCUCCAGACCCACGAGCGGCUUGAGAUGGGUCGAUUCCAACUCGCCAAUCUCGGACCACAUCCAGAUCUUGAAGAGAUUGUUGUUGACCAAGCUGAAGCCGACGAUUCUCGAUAACCGGUCUUGCCAAACGCUCUAUCAGUCUGUCUCUACUGUACUGGCCAUGUUCAACAGCGUCACUCGCCCCGACGUCAUGAACUGGUACGCAAAGACGAGGUUCUUCCACAUCAUCGAGCUCACUGCUUGGCAAAUCUUGCCCUGCUCCCUCACCUACUCGAGAGUGCACGAACGGUAUCGACCGACAGAGCUUCAACUUGGUCUACAAGGGCAGUACCCCUGCGUUGUCGACUGGAUCCCUUUUGCGUCGAUACGAGAUCGGAUUAUACAACUCCAUGCCGCCAACCCCUGUGUUGACCAGAUAUUCUGCGAUACCGUCAGCGCGUACGUCGUCGAGUCUACCCUCUCUGAGCUGGUAGUAGGGGGCUCCUUGAUGAAGGUUUACAUCCGCGUAACAGACCUCAUCGCAAGCAUGGCUCUCCAACAAGGUGAAGGCGAAGGCAUAGACAACAUGGCAUCCCUCCCAGCACCUGACAUCAAGACACUCUUCUCAUCCCCCGAGUACGCGUAUCUCGCCUUCAAACACCUCAAGAUGGACUGCGGAGCCUCGUACUAUAAGAUUGACCCCGUCUUCUUCAGCAAGUACCCCGAGUUGUGCGAUCCAUCUGACGAUAUUGUGGCCUCGGGGGUGCCCCUUAAGCCGGGGACACAGACGACACUUACAAGCCCCAACUACGUCGACGCCAUGACAGUUGCGACUUAUUGUAGUUUUAUCAACUUUUCCUUUGACGCGGCUACGGCACUGUCUCGGUUAGAGUAUGUCUAA
Molecule: messenger RNA, 1578 nt
Organism: Fusarium keratoplasticum
Lineage: Eukaryota; Fungi; Ascomycota; Sordariomycetes; Hypocreales; Nectriaceae
Product: BZIP domain-containing protein
Exons: 3
Coding region: 1-1578 (525 amino acids)
Biological process (GO): regulation of DNA-templated transcription
Molecular function (GO): DNA-binding transcription factor activity
Source: RefSeq, a predicted model, not a curated record